AUGACUGCCGCCGUCUCGAGAGUCCCCACCACCGACGAAGGGGCCACGUGGGCCAGCUGGUUGCACCAGGCCAAAGGGCGGGUGGCCUCCCUGCUGAAUGCCGACGAGGAGCCCAGCCCAGGGGCCGGGCCAGAGAGAGGCACACGAGCAGCAGCAGCGGCGGCCUCGCCCUCUCUGUGGCUCGACCUCGGUCCCCAAUGGCGGCCACGCGAGCGGCGCCACCACCGUUCCACCACCUCUCCCGGUGCACCGGGGCGACCCGCGACUCACGCCCACGACGAUGACGACGACGACGACGAUCCCGAAGAGGCCCUGCGUCGGGCGUGGCUGGCCACUGCGCUCGCCCAUCGCGAGCACAACGAGGCAAGCGUGUGGCUGUACGCGCUGCCGGAGGAGCUGCAGCUGCUGCUGUUCUCCCACUUUGGCGCGGGCGACCUUGCGGCCGUGAGUCUCGUCAGCACCCUCUUCCACCGCCUGGCCUCCGACAACGCGCUGUGGCGGCUGCAGUUCGAAAGGGCGCAGGGCGGCUGGAAGGUGGCCUGCAAUGUGGGCGCCGAGCCGCUGCCUUCCGGAGCGAGCCAACUGGCGCGCUGGUUCGAAGAAAAGCUGGCGUUCACCCACAGCGCACUCUCGCAGCUCAUCCCUCACCAGCACCACCAGCACCACCAGCAGCACCACCAGCGGUGGCACGACCCUAGUGCCUCGCUCGCCGCGGAGAUGACGUGCGCCGCGCUUGUGGACUGGAAGUCCCAGUACCACAUCCACCACUCGGUCAGUCUCCUCCGUCUCCUCGCGAUGAGCUGCUUUUCCGGCCCUGAGCCCCGCCUCACCCGCGCACCCCCCCGCGAGAGACUUGUGUGGUUGGAUGGAUAG
This is a messenger RNA of Acanthamoeba castellanii str. Neff, 873 nucleotides long. RefSeq names its product F-box domain containing protein. Bases 1 to 873 code for a protein of 290 amino acids. Gene Ontology annotation, molecular function: protein binding. The transcript is spliced from 5 exons. NCBI's taxonomy places the organism in Eukaryota, Discosea, Longamoebia, Acanthamoebidae. The record is from RefSeq and is a predicted model, not a curated record.